ACAGCCAGAGCGCACAGUGUUGUGUUUGUUGGACACAUGCAUGCCAGCGAAAACUAGUGCUAUCCAGACCUGAGGAAUUGGUUGAGAUAAGGAGAUAGUGUCGUUUGUGGGGCGGUUUUGACAAUCCCACCGAGGAGAUAUCCAAGGGGGUUCCUUCAUUGCCUUGGGGAUUUUCUACUUCUUUGCUCUGGGGGGAAUGCGAGAGGAGGAAAUCCAGCCUCAGCUCCAAAUAACCAGAGACUCCUAACUGGGUCUUCUCUCCAAACGCAGGAAAUACGGCCUGGGAAAAAAAAGUUUGGGAGCUUUUGGAAAGUGAGGGGGCCUAUCGCUGAGGUUUUGCACGCGUUUUACGAUGUGCUUUUUAAGUAUCCUACUACGUUUUUCUUUGUAUUAAGCGCUUCUGUUAUUCUACAGAUUAAGUUGAUGAAAAGCUUUUAAAUGUUACACGCCGUUGGUGUUGUUAUUGCAAGAGUUUUGAUCAUCACUAUUUAUAGACCAGCCUGUUCCGACCGAGGCUGUUCCUCAUAGCUGUAUAUUUUGCCAACUGCGCGCAACAAGUUGCAGACACUCCCAGCAGAGGCAAACCUACACUAAUUUGGGCCAGUGGAUGGUAUUUUCUGCGCUUCUCUUUUCGGAUUACGCGUCUUUGAAUAGCGCAUACCCCUCACCGACCCCCUCUUUGGAAGGCAGAGGAGGAAUAAACGGUGGAGAUCCGGAGAGGGAGUUCAGGAAAGGACGGGGCUGGAUCCGUGGGAAUAGGCCUGCCUGUCAGGCCUCUUAUGAUCCGGAUCUUGGACUGGACAGGGCUCCCAAAUAACUCAGUCUGGACUAUUUUCAUGUGUCCGCUGGAAUAAAGAUGAAAGGAGGAUGUAUGGGAAUCAGGAAUGCAAAUCCUUAGCACACUGAGCCAUGCCUGAGAAGGGAUGUAGGCAAGGUAAAGCCGCCUUAAUUACAGAUCACCCACUUUUUUUAAUUAACGGAAUUUACAGUUUGCCCACAAUUUAAGACGGCUUUUAAUAUUUUUUAUUUUAUUUUUUUUUUAACAUUCAUAGCAUAUAACGUAAACUACUUUAUGUGAAACAAGAAUAGUCUUUUAGGUGAAAACUGAUUUUCUUCAUUUAAAAACAUGUAUUUUUCUUACAGUUAGGAUGCUUUAUUGUUGAAAUUAAUACCGUCAACGCAUUUUUAUUUUAGCACUACCGGCUGUUCAUACCGACACGAUUUAGUUGGGAAAGGAAGUGUAAAUUGGCCAUUUGUCGCAUUUGUAAGAGCCACAGUGUAACUUUUGCAGCCACUUGCUGUGCACAACUGUUGACAGGCUGUAUCUGUAUCUGCUCAUACAAUGAAGCCCUGGACCUGAACUCUGUUUUUCCACGCGAACAACGUCAUUUCGGAAUGAAGAUAAAUCAAGGCAUUUUUUCCAGACGCUGUCUGACUUUGUAAUGUCAGCAGUAUCGAAAUAUUACGCACAUCCAAAGGAGAUCAUUUCCAGUCAUGUAAUGUCAGGACCGACUUGAUGAAGACAUAAAAAAAACCCGUUGCAUCACUAACCAGUCCUUUCCGAGAAGGAUGUUCAAUUCAAGAGGCAGAAAGAGUGAUGACAGUGUUUUUACCGCAGCUGGAGAGAAAGUCGGGCUCAAACCCAGAGCCUCUUUGGAGAAGGAUGCAUGUAAUGUGAGUACUGACGCAAACCCGGGGUCGGAUAAUGAACUGCUCAAGUAACUGGAACGGCGCGUCUUGUGUGAGUGAGUGUGCAGGCUGCUGUGUGCGUAGCAAAGACGUCUGUGUCGUGCUCACUAUUCAUGCACUGUGAUUAUUCCAACAAACACCUUUGCUCUCUCCCCCCCUCUCUGUCUGCCGCUCACUCUCUGCCCGCCGCCUCCUCCGUGCCACAUGUGCACACACGGUGCCCACGCACCGCGUCUAUUAGCCUGAGGCCAAUCAGAAGAUAUUAUUAAUAUUUAACACCUCUCCCGCGCCCCUCGUUUCCUCGUCACACCAGUCAAUAUGGCCACUCUGCAACAUCACCGGCAGCUUCUCAUGCAUGGCACGGAAGUGAGCUGCGACUCCAGCGGGGAUGGCGCCGUGACCGUGCGGAUUCCCAACAGCGCGCCACACGUGCAUCAACAUGAGCCACUAAAGGCUGCCAGCAGUGGAGCAGGAGCUGGAGGCUAUGGGGCUGUGAGUAAAAUGAACCCUAACCUCCACAAAUACAGUAUCUCCUCCAGCUGCAGCUCAGCAGACUCCAGACCAGCUGGGACCUCCACUUCCAGGGUGCAUAGAAAAGCACCGCCACUGUUCGAACGCUCUGCUGCUCAGUGCUGGGACCCCAAAUUUGACUCCCCCAUCCUGGAAGAUGCGUGCCAAGAGAGGUGCUUUCCUCAGACACAGCGGCGCUUCCGUUAUGUGCUGUUCUACCUGGCAGUGGCAGCUGUACUCUGGGGGGUGUACUUUGGGGUCAAUAGUGACCGCUGCCACCCCAUGACCUUCCUAGCACCCACAGCCUCUUUUUUAGUCCUCCUAGUGCUCCUCUUUUUGUUUACCUUAACCCAGCUCUACACAUGGCUGUACAACCAAACCUCCUUGCUCUUGAUCGCGGUCACCUUCGCCAUCACCUUAGCUCCACAGAUACAGACUGCUGGCUACACUGAGCUGGAGUGGGCUGGCGGUGGGAACGCCUCAUAUCCCUCACCAGACAGAGGAAAAGCACUUCCAACCCCUUGCAUCUCCCCUGUGGGCACCUUUUCCCUGUGCAUGGAAGUUCUGUUAUUGUUAUACAGCGUCCUCCAUGUCCGUCUGUAUGCCUCAGUGAUGCUCGGGCUGCUGUAUUCUAUAUUAUUUGAGGCAUUAGAAUGGCUACCAAUGCUUCAAAGGAGUUAUGAAAAUACUGAAUGGGGAACAGGGUUGGCGGGUUCAGGCUCUGAUUGGGAGGGAGACACCCUCCGCUGGCUGGGCCCGGCCAAAGCUCUGCUCCACUUGUGUGCCCAUGUCAUUGGCAUCCACCUGUUCAUCAUGUCCGAGGUGCGUUCCCGCAGCACGUUCCUCAAAGUGGGCCAGGCAAUCAUGCAUGGCAAAGACUUGGAGGUGGAGAAGGCCUUGAAGGAGCGAAUGAUCCACUCUGUCAUGCCGCGGCGGGUUGCAGAUGAGUUAAUGAAGCAAGGUGAUGAUGAGGCCGGUGGUGAUAACUCUGGCAAGCGGUAUUCCUCUGGUGCCUGCUCCGCCUCAGCCGUCUCAGUGGGUGGUGGAGGAAGCGGUGGAGCUUCACAAGGCCAAAGUUCCACAAGUGCUAAGAAUAACCCUUACAACAAUCACAAACGCAAGAAGACCUCCAUCCCCGGAGGACAGAUAAUCUUCCGGCCGUUCAAUAUGAAACGCAUGGAGCCUGUCAGCAUCCUCUUUGCGGACAUUGUGGGUUUCACUAGAAUGUCUGCCAAUAAGUCAGCACCAGCUUUGGUGGGCCUUCUCAAUGAUCUGUUUGGACGUUUCGACCGGCUCUGUGAACUAACCUAUUGUGAGAAGAUCAGCACUCUAGGAGAUUGCUACUACUGUGUAGCUGGCUGCCCUGAGCCUCGGCCGGACCACGCCUACUGCUGUGUAGAGAUGGGCUUGGGCAUGAUCCAGGCCAUUGAACAGUUCUGCCAGGAGACCUGUGAGACCGUCAGCAUGCGUGUCGGCGUCCAUACAGGCACCGUGCUGUGUGGUAUCCUGGGAAUGAAGCGCUUCAAGUUUGAUGUUUGGUCGAAUGAUGUCAAUCUGGCUAAUUUGAUGGAACAGCUGGGUGUGGCGGGCAAGGUCCACCUAUCAGAAGCUACAGCCCGAUUCCUGGAUGACCAUUACCAGAGGGAGGACGGGCGGGUGGCGGAGAGAGCCGGGCAAAGUGUGGUGGAGAAACUUAAGGGGCUGAAAACCUACCUGAUCUCAGGAAGGAAGUUUGAGCUAGAUGCGCAGUGUGGCUGUUCUCAAGUGGGACUGCCGGGCGGAGAUUCUGUCGGGGUCAGCAUGUCCUCCUGUCCUCAGCCCCGCGCACCGGACCUCAUCCCUGGGGGAGCACAGGCUGCUGAGCCCCUGCUGCCUCACCAACCUCCAGACAGGAUCAGGCCUCCCUGUGUGUCCCGUAGUGGGGUCUUGUCCUCAGGGGCAGAGCAGGGUGAUGAUGUGGCUGUGCUGAACGGGUGCCAGGAGGAGCACAAGAACAGCAGUGCCAAGUUCAUCCCAGGUCAAAGCCCCAGAGCAGCCAACGGUCUCCUGAGUCCCCCGCUGGAGGACCCAGUGCGAGCCAGCCAGAGCUCCCUGUGCGACAUGCUCCAGGAGAAAGAGAAGAAGACCAGCACGAGCACGGGGACUGGAACCAGUCUGGGCAUGGCAGGCGGCACGGGGGCCGGGGGCACGGGAAUGGACCACUCGGCUCUGAUCCAGCUACGUGCCAAGAACUUCAGAGAAAAGAGUGACGCUCACUUUGUGGAUGUUAUCAGGGAGGACAGUCUGAUGAAGGACUACUUUUUCAAGCCACCCAUCAACAAGAUCAGCCUCAAUUUCCUCGAGAGACCUCUGGAAAAGGCCUAUCGCAGCAGCUACAAGGAAGAGGUGAAGAACCAGGUGCAGGUGCAGACAUUUGCGAGCUCCACCUUCAGCUCCUUCCUGGAUGUUCUCCUCAGCUGUUUUGUCUUUCUGGCCCUGACACUGGCCUGCUUCCUCCCACCUCUGGUGAGCCCGGCCACUGUGGGCCCUCCGGCUCCUGCUGCCCUGGCCGUGGCUCCCCUGGCUGGCCUGUUGGAGCUGGCCUCCCUGGUGCUGUCCAUACGUAUGGCCUUCUAUCUGGAGGAGGUGAUGAACUGUACCCGCUCCCUGCUCCUGGUGGUCUCUGGAUGGGUCCCCCGCCACGUGAUUGGGGCUGUGUUAGUCUCACUCCCUGCCAUCUCUGUCUUGUCCCACCUCACCUGUUGCGUCCACUUGCCCCUCCAGGUGACCAUGUUCCUGUGCUGUGCCACCAUCCUCACCAUCAUCCAGUAUUGUAACUUCUGUCAGCUCAGUUUUUGGAUGCGCUCAGUCCUGGCCACCGCUACCGGGGUCGCCCUGCUUCUGUUGCUGUACAGCCCCUUGCACAGCUCCGGUAAUAACAGCUCGCCAGUUCAUGGACUGAACAUCUCCAGUGACGGUGGUCCAGCUUUAGUCACUCCCGGCCCUGAACCUCCCCCGCGACCUCUUGACCUUCUGGUGACGGAGGCCGUCCUGGCCUUCUUCCUGCUUCUUCUCCUCGUCUGGUUCCUCAACCGUGAGUUCGAGGUCAGCUACCGUCUCCAUUACCAUGGCAACGUAGAGGCUGACAAACACCGCUCCAAGAUCCAGACGAUGCGAGACCAGGCCGAGUGGUUACUGGGCAACAUCAUCCCCAUCCAUGUCGCUGACCAGCUCAAGGUGACGCAGAGCUACUCCAAGAAUCACGACAGUGUGGGCGUGAUCUUUGCCAGUAUCGUCAACUUCAGUGAGUUCUAUGAAGAGAGCUACGAGGGGGGGAAAGAGUGCUACCGUGUCCUCAACGAGCUAAUUGGAGACUUUGACGAGCUCCUUCGCAAACCCGAAUUCAAAAGCGUGGAUAAGAUCAAGACAAUCGGUGCCACCUACAUGGCAGCGUCCGGACUGAAUGUCCGGCCGCUGUCUGAGAAUGACGAUGACUCCCUACACGCUCACCUGCGGGAACUUUUCAACUUUGCCCUGGAGAUGAUGGGCGUCCUGGACGACUUCAACAAGAACAUGCUGGGUUUUGGUUUCAAGCUCCGUAUUGGGUUUAACCACGGGCCGCUGACGGCGGGGGUGAUCGGCACCACUAAGCUGCUCUACGACAUCUGGGGAGACACGGUCAACAUUGCCAGCCGCAUGGACUCCACCGGCGUGGAGUGUCGGGUGCAGGUGAGCGAGGAGAGCCAUGCUGUGCUCAGUGCCAUGUGCUUGGAGUUUGACUACAGAGGCACAGUGAAUGUUAAGGGAAAAGGUCAAAUGAGGACCUUUCUGUACCCCAAAAGUGGGGAAAGUAUAUAUCAAGAUCAAACGGAGCUGAGCGACGGACCCUCGUCCGUGACAUCAACAGCCAAUAAGACUUCAGGAUCUGUUGCCCAGGCAGCAGCUCUGCCUCCUCCUUCUUCCACUUCUCCCUCCUCCUCUCUUUCCACACUCCCUCCUCAACCACAAAGCGCUGAAAGGCCUUCAAGAGCCGGGCCUGAGCCUGUCCGAGCUAAGUCCACAGAGGUGAGGGAGGAGGGAUAUAGGGACCCUCAACACCUCCCUGGGCACUACCCUGCCACAGACCUUCACCCCCCUCCCCACUCUGAACUGGGCCCAGAGCCUAGUGCUGCACAAGUGCCGUCCCAGGUGCAGCCUGCUCCUCUCGCACUUCAAGAGGAGGAGGAUGAAGAGGUGGAGGCCAACGAGCUAACAAAACUCAACGAGGAGUUUUAUGCUCGUCUCUGAUGCCUCCUCUCCUCUUCCCCUGUCUCCUGUCCCCCUGCUGCCCUCAGCUGCUGACGCUCCAGGACCCAUUGCAGGUGCGGGCAGGUGAAGUGUCUUCGGCACGGAUGAAGAAGAGGAAGUUUAUCACUCCAACACAAACAGUGGCCACAGCGGCUAUAAAAAUGGCUACUUAUGUCUUUCAUGGGAACGUUGCCUGAGUGCUGGAGGGGGUCAGCCCUGUGUCCAGCGCAGCAGUGUCGAGGGGAGAAGGCUGAAAGGGGUUCAGAGGGAAGGACGUUUUGUUGCUGUUGUUCUUGAUGUUUUUUUCUUAUUCAUUUUUGUUAUUAAGUGCCUUCAGGACUAGAACAGUGAAAGAACAAAUCUGAACAAAGUUUUAACAAUCUUAGACUACGGAACAUGCUGUGGUUUCUUACUCCAUGCUUUUAUUUUCAAUGCAAGUAUUUCUUUAGAAAAAGUCAUUAUUCUUGUGCCAUAUCAUUUGUUUUAACUUGAUCAAAGGUUGACCUUACUUAAGGGAAGAUUAUUUUAGAUUCUAUAUAAGUGCCAGUGCAGCAUGAUGGGCUGAGCAGGGAACUAUGGGAAGAAUGAGGGAAUCACAUGAAGCAGUGUUAAUUUAUGUAUUCUGCGAUGACGUGAGGGCUUAAUACAGUAUUCAUUUGUGCUAGAGUUUCUAGGGGACAUGCUACAAAGCAGGCUGCAUAGAUUUGAGUUUGUGUAGCAGCUAAAUGCACAUUUUUAAGCACAGGUCUUGCACAGUGUUUUCUCGACCACUUGUAUUUGGUAGCUAUUACCGUGAAAUAGCUUUUAAGGACGUUAAAAGAGUUCUUGUCCGUCACAACGAGUACAAUCAAAAGCACAACAAUCAAAUCAGAUAAGGGAAUAUAGAUUUGGAGGAAGAGGUGAGAUCGUCACAAAAUCAGGAAGGCACUUUAAAUAUACUUAAAGUGAUACUCCACCCAAGAUGUGUCUUUUGAGUACACACCCCCCCCCCCCCACCCUUAAGAGUUGGACUCUUCAGUAACUUCUCGAACCAAUCCUGCAGCAUAAUCAAGUUCUCCAUAAUCAGGGUUCCACUCAUAUUUCCAUCACAGCAUGGCUAAAUACUCUUCUUCAGUAAAAGAGCAAACUACAAACCUACCUUUACCUAGAGAUAUUCUAUAUUUUAGUUCUUAACAAAUAAAAAUAAAACAAUUGAAAAGACAAAAACCAACAGUGUGUCAGUACAUCAAUACUCAAUGCUUUGCGUUCCCUAAUCCUGAAGGCCACAAUUCCAACAGCUAGGCACUGUAGUAUUUAAAGAAAUAAAUAAAUGUAUGUUUUUGGGCAUUUUAUGCCUUUUUUUCAUUAUAGCAGACAGUAAAGUGAUGGAGGAGGAGAGAGAGAUGGUGAAGGACACUCAACAAAGGGACCAGGCCGUGCAUGAAACAGGAGAUGUUAGGGUUCAGUAGCCUGUAGGCCAGCACGGUGCCCCUGGGCACUGUAGUUCUUAGCAAAUGUUUCUCAAACAGGAGUAAAUAGUGCAUUUGUUGGGAACUGUAUUCAAUGUCUGGUGUGGUGUGCUAGUGAGUAUUUACAGCAGCAGGACAGCGCAUGUGGGAUUGACUCAAAAUGAAAGUGCAGAGCCUGUGUUCGGUGAAAUGAAGGAACACGUCACCCAGUGGAAUGAUGUGAUCUUUCAUAUGUUUGAUUAGUUUUUGCAGAGAGAUCUGAGGAACAGAGGAAUAAAAAAAAUAUAUAUAUAUAGACAUACUUGUUAGUACGAUAAAUUCAUUGUUGGUUUUGGUCUUUUUGUGGAAUUUACAAAUACACCAGACUUAUCCUUUAAGGCUGACUUUGGGGUGAGAGUUUGAUACUCAAAAGACUUUGCAUGGAGUAUCACUUGAAGUGGGACUGUGAGGGACAAUCACUGUGUAGUUCUUGAUAGACGAUGACAGGGUGGUCCACAGAUCUACAGUAAAAAACCCUCACACUCUAAUUGUGUUCCAUUCGUUGCCUUCAUCGCCUGAAGAAAAAAACAAAAACACACAUUAGUAAGUUCAUCACGAUAUUCAAUAGUUAGGUAUUGUCUGCCUGGGUGGGACUUUUAACUUCAUCCUGCCACAGCCUUUAUACAGGGCUCUACUGUAUCAAUAUACUUAAAUUGUGCCACUUUAAUUGAGUGAUCUAUAGGUGCAGUGCAACCUAAACUAGCUGUUUGUUUUGUGGUGCCUAAAAAGUAUGACUGUCCUUUUUGGAGUAUUUUGGUUUUCAGAAGGUUUUUUAUCAUGCUGUUCAUAAUGACGAUAGGUUAUGAUUGUAUGUUUGAGGGAAUUAUGCUCGUCGUCGUGCAGGUUUUGCUGCAAUUUUCUUUUGACAAAUUCCAUCUAUUUUUUUUUUGUUGCUCUUUUCCAGUUCUUUCAUUCUGUCAUUAACCGGUCACCUAGAAUAGUGUGUGUGUGUGUGUGUGUGUGUGUGUGUGGGUGUGUGUGUGUGUGUGUGUGUGUGUGUGUGUGUGUGUGUGUGUGUGUGUGUGUGUAGGGAUGUUUUUGUGUGUGUGGGUGGGGGCGUUCUCCUCAAACAGCUGGCACCUCUAUAGUUCGCUUCCCUCUUUACUCACUUCAUGCUUUUGUCUUUACUCCUUAAAGCACUUGUUUCCCACUUGUACUUUUCUGUGUAUGUGUGUGAGAAAGAUAUUAAUUUCUACUCCAAGUCAAUAACACGAAAACGAUCGCUGUAAUAUGAUGCAAAAAGAAAUCAAUCACCUACAUGGCCACUGUUUAACUGUCAUUUUGCUGUUGCUGCCUUAUAUGUAGAGGAAUUACACACACAAAGUUUCAUUCAAAGAAAGCCCUGAAGUUUGAAAUAUGUAUAAUAAACCUGUAAACACAAAUCGACAUAUCAACAUUGGGGGGAAUCUUGCCUUGACAAGCUACGGCCACAAACAUACAGAGAUGACGGGGAAAAGGAGGAACCAUCUCUUAUUUAUGUAGCCCGUCUCCAUCUGUAGCAUAGAAAGCAUCUUUGCUUACCUCUUCAAUUGUGCACUCCCAAACACACACACAAGCAGUGCCUUUUUGAAUUUAGAAUACGUUUAACGAGUGUGUGUGUGAGCUGGGAUUAUUUGUAUCAAGUAAUCAGGACAGCGCUAGUAGCAUAAAUGCUCUGAAAAUCCAAAGAAGUUGAGACACAAAAAUAACACCUCUCAUUGUAACCAGCUGUAAUGCAUAUAAUCAACACGCUCAAGUUUGCCAAACUUAAUAAACCACACCACACAAAAUGAUAAAAACGGGUACCAUUUUUAGUAAAAAGUUAUUUUUAUUCACCCUAUAUAUAUAUAUAUAUAUAUAUAUAUAUAUCACGCUGUUAGAUAACCCUGGGUGUCGCUGUAGCCCUAGCAUGCACAGCAGUGACAGAAACGAGCCACAGUAGAUUUGAGAUGUGGGGCUCCACAGGUUGACGGGCACACCACCUCUCCAGUAGCGCACAUCUGUACACAUAUGAAUAAAAUAUGAAAGUGAACACUGCCGGCUCUGUGAUCUGUGACACAGUUGGAGGAGGGAGAAGUGUGUGCAAUCUUGUUUGCAUGGGAACGAAUGAGCAGUUGUGUUUUCUUUUCCCAGACUUGUUUCACUCUGCACAAUACUAUCAUGCUUUUCUUGUGUCAUUUCAAUAUCAUUCUUUCUACAAUUAUGUUGAUCAUUAAGCAUGUAUUGGCAACACGCAGGAUUCUCCAAAUCACUAAGCUUUGCUCAUUUAAGGUUGCUUGGAUGUUAUCCUUCUCUGACAGUGUAUUGAUAGAUGACGUGUGUAUGACGAGAUUUGUUUUCAUUUUUGUCCGAGGGAAAGAAGUGUCCUUAGAGGUCCAGCGUUAAAAAAUGCAAUCGAGAAAAACAAGCCAAGUGUAUUUGAGGAGAAGUUUAAAGCAUUCGGUCAUGGUUUUAGUUUAAGUAACCCUUUGUGACGGGAACAUAAGGGAGAGGGUGUUUUAGUAGCACUUGUUUAAAUCAUCACAGCAAAAUAACAUUGCCUAAUCGCUCAUUUAAAUGGUGACAGCUCCACAUCUUUUCAUUAUAAAUUCAACCCAGAUGUGCUUUUUUUUUUUAUUACACUGGGACAGAAAUUAGACAGAGUUGUUUGAUUUAAAAUCUUUGUGUAUUUGUUUUAUGUUCAUGAAAGAGAUGUAUUAUGUAUGUUUUGUGCACAUUACCCAUGUAUCAUUUAUUAACACAUGAUCGUAAUCUGUACACAUUUGCACAAAGCACUCAGUGUUUGUACAUAUGCAGUUAUUUUAUGUCACAUAUGAUUAUUUUUUUUUAUACUUGUGCAUGUGUCAGAUUUUGCCAGAGAACAAUGAAAAAGCCACACGUAUUAUCAAAUUGAUCCAAUUUGUGUCUGUUUGAGUAAGUGUGAGUGUUAUGAUUGUAUUACUCUUUUCAGUAUGAGAGAAAUAAAUCUCCAAGCAGAAAAACGUUGAGUGCACUGUGAAGUAGAAUUCGUGUCAAACCAUAUAUUAGCCUGAUAAUAGGACUGAAUCCCCGUUUUGUUUUCAAAGUGAUGAGUAAAUCAGAGAUGUGGGCAGUCGGGCGAUAUUCACAUUGCAGGUUGACCAAGUUUUAGGAAAGAAUCCAUAUAGCCCCAACCUGGUCAAUAAAGUGGAAGUCCUUUUGAUCAGCCAGCUGAUGACUAAAAUGCACCUUAUACAGUAUCUUAAGUAUAUUUUACUAAAUAUUCACUUGCCAGAACCUAUAUAAGUAAAUUAUUUUAUUUUGACAUAUGUAGUUCAGUUCACUUGUAGCAGCAAAGCUAAAGUAAAGUAAGAGUAGAGACAUCUAAAGACCGGACAUGAAGUGGAAAAGGUUUAACAGAAGACACUUGUAAAAUGUGAUCAAAAAGGAAAUCAGCAAACUAUAUGGCCACCAACUGAUUGUUGGCUUUUUUUUGGUGUAUUUUUGUUGUAGCUGUGCUCAUCUGCAGGACUCUCAUGCACAAACCUCUGCUUUACUUAUGUGAUGCAGAAAAUCACAUUAUCAUCAUUAAAAAGAUUCUGUGAAAUGUUUACCCCUAGAUCAUAACAUGCCUUUUAUUUUAUGUAUUUCCCCUUUUGAAUUAAAAAGACAGGUAACCCUACUUCCA
Messenger RNA from Cottoperca gobio, 11577 nucleotides. RefSeq names its product adenylate cyclase 9 (gene adcy9a). The transcript has 11 exons. Gene Ontology annotation, biological process: adenylate cyclase-activating G protein-coupled receptor signaling pathway; intracellular signal transduction; cyclic nucleotide biosynthetic process. The record is from RefSeq and is a predicted model, not a curated record. Gene Ontology annotation, molecular function: adenylate cyclase activity. NCBI's taxonomy places the organism in Eukaryota, Metazoa, Chordata, Actinopteri, Perciformes, Bovichtidae. The coding region runs from base 2008 to 6465 and encodes 1485 amino acids. Gene Ontology annotation, cellular component: plasma membrane.